GCUAGCUCUCUUGAACUACUGUCAACAAACCCCAUUGUCAAAAUCUCUACCAAAAACUCACUCUUCUCACGUCCAAAAAUGGUUGACCUACAUUCAGCCAUCUGAAGGUUUACAAUCGUCAGACAGUUGAGGAUUGAAAGCAUCAAUGGGGGUUUUAGGGGAGUCAUGGUGUUUCUGUAAAGGUGGAAGUAAGUCGGAGAGAACUAAAGCCUCCAUUUAUUCCAGCAAAGGUCCCGCCAUGGCUCGUAUUUCUACCGGCGGCUUGCUUUCCGGUACUGGAUUUCUUAUCCAUCGGAACCUUCUCCUUACAACUCACGCCAUCCUCCCGUCGGUAGCUGCCGUUGAGGCCGCCGAGAUCCGGCUUCAAAACGGUGUCGGUGCUUCCCUUUUCCCUCACAGGUUCUUCAUAACUAGCUCCAUUCUCGAUCUAACAAUAGUGGGUCUCGACUCCAUGGACGGAGAUUCGAAUGUGCCGAUUCAGCAUCCUCACUACUUGAAAACCUGUUCAAAACCCGGUCUGAACCUGGGUAGUAUAGUUUACAUUCUAGGCUACACCGAGAAAAACGAGCUGACUGUUGGUGAAGGGAAGGUGGUCAUAGCCACGGACAACCUCAUAAAGGUCUGCACCGAUGGUGUAACGUGGAGCCCUGGUUCAGCGGGGUUCGAUGCACACGGUAACAUAUCAUUCAUGGUCUGUGACCCCAUGAAGUUAGCCACAUCUCCAAAUACAAAAUCCUCUUCAACAUCGUCAUCUUCUUCAUCCUCGUGGAAGAAGGAUCUCCCGAUGCAAUUUGGCAUUCCGAUUCCCGUUAUCUGUGAUUGGUUAAACCAGAAUUGGGAGGGAAAUCUUGAUGAUUUGGUAAACAAACCGAAACUACCCCUUAUUAGGCUGAUGUCGACAGGCCAAAGAAGCGAACAAUCGUGUACUUCAUUCAGUAUGCGACAAGUUUUCAAGACAACCGAACAGGAAAACGACCCAGUGACUCCAUCGUCGGCAAAUGUGAUCUCGAGAUCCCGAGACCAACCCGGACCCAGUUCCUCACCAGUCACAAAUAGUUGUCAAGAUGAAACACCGAGCCAUGAUCAACCUGCCAUUGGUGCGGCUCAUGUACAGGGAAUUCCGACACCUGAGAUAUACGAGUCGCCAAAAUUGACCUCGGUUCCGUUCAGGAAAAACCAAACCACCCAAAUUCAGCUUUUAGAUAUCAAUUUCCCUCCCAAGAUUGGUAAACCAUCUGGGCCAACAACUCCCGUGAAAAAUCAGUCGAAUGCUAUAGUCAAAGCCGAGAUCGCUUCAAUGGGUUCAGUAAACAGGACCGAGGGUGAGAUCCGGUCGUGUUCAUCCUCGAGCCAGGUCUCAGAGGGGCAAAAUGGGUAUAUCAGCGAAGGAGAGAACACCAUGUACUCAGCCGAAACAGCCGAAAGCCGCAACUACCCGAGUCCUAAAGAAGGAAGGUUCCAUCAGCAGCAGGUAGGGAGGAGCCAGAGCUGUGUGAACCACAACCGAUGGGGUCCAGUCCAGUCGAACCCAAUGGCUCGUGGACGUUCACUCGAAAAACAGAGAAGCUACAUUCAGGGUAGAAAGGUCUUUUCACAAGGUGCAACUUCUCAAAGGAGUAAUGACUAUUAUAACCCUACCGUAUCAUCGAUCAUGAAGAAACGGAACAAUCUCGAGCAGCAGUGGCCUAAUCGGCCUCGGAGGCCAAGCCCGGUUCGUUCGUCGCCAAAAUGGGCGUUUUGACACCAUUUUCGAGGUAAUACAUUUUUACUUUUGAGAUGGAACUUCUAUAUGAUUUUAUUUGUAACUAGUUUCUUAUGAACUAAAAUGUGCAGUUUGAUUUCUUUAAAGGGUUAAUAAUUUUAUUUUGGGGAUCAAAACUAUGAACUGAACCCAGAAGGGGAUAUGUUCUUGUAUUUCUUCUAUCUGAUCAAAUCAAUUGUAAAUUCUCUCUUUGUGAUGUAUUUGGAAGCUGAAAUGACAUGUUUACCCCUUGUAAUGAUACAAGUCACAC
This is a messenger RNA of Cynara cardunculus var. scolymus (artichoke), 2012 nucleotides long. RefSeq lists its product as uncharacterized. The record is from RefSeq and is a predicted model, not a curated record. The transcript is spliced from 2 exons. Lineage: Eukaryota; Viridiplantae; Streptophyta; Magnoliopsida; Asterales; Asteraceae. The coding region runs from base 146 to 1741 and encodes 531 amino acids.